CUUUUAGGAUCUUUUAGAACAAGCUUGAUACAUUCGCCAGACAUGUCCAAAGCCCGAAGUCGCAACAGUUUGCUUUCGUCAAGCAAUCGGGCUCAGUUUGGCAAUUCCACUCAGGAUGAGCUUCUCAAGCUCAAAUUUCUGAUGGAAAAGCCCGAUAUCGGUUUGUAUCCACUUAACGACCUAGACAAUGGGGUUGACCUUAAUGGAGACAAUCUGCGAUCCCAACACACUGCCGGUUCGGGCGUUUUGAGUGGCAACGAAGUCACGUAUCCAGAUUAUAAGCCCUGGAAGGAUCAUACAGCCUUGCCCAACGACAAGAAGGAACAAGAGCACCAAAAGUUGAACAAUGCAGCCUAUCUAAACAAGGGAUAUUUUGAGACUCCCGUUGUAGCUAAUGAGUAUUACUCGGCUCGGAAUUUGAUCCAAGCAACGGUUUUUUCGUCCACAGAAAACUGUAAUGAGGUCCUCAAAGAACUUUCCCAGCAUUUGGCCAAUGCAUACAAGACCAGGAACGAAAUCAUCAACAAAAUCAAAUACGAGUCCAACAAUUUCAAGAUCCCACCAAGAGUAACAUUAACAGCCUCUAAGAAGGAAUCUUGGUUGAAAGAUCUUGCCAAUCCUGAUUUGGCUUUGCUGAAGAUCGCAGAGAAAAUCCCCCACGGUAUCAGAAACAAGAUUCUUAUUGAUGCCGUUUGCAACAAAUCUGUUCCAAUAAACAGAGCCUUGUGGUUCACUAAGUGUGUGCUAUUUGGGGAACUAGUUGCUUUAAGAAGAAAACACCAGUCACGAAUGUCUCUCAACAGUCCUAUUCCGCAGUCUCUUGACAUAAACACACCUGAAAAGUUCGAGAUCCAUUGGCUUCAAGAAUGGACUCAGCAGGUAGCCGACUACAUCUACAAAUUUUCCAAAGAACUGCUGAACUUCAAUACGAUUGAGCGGAAGCAGUAUUAUAUGAACAAAAUGACCUACUUGCUAACGUAUAUCCAGGCAUUGUAUGUAGAGUUCUUGCUUGACAAGAGUUUCUUCUUAGCUCUCAUAAUCAAAUUUCUAAAGGAGGGACUUCCUUUGGAUCCGCUUCAUGUAUCAGAAUUGCUAUCCCUGACAAGAUCAGAAACUGACGACCUUAUCCAAGAGUCUUGGAUUGAAGACCUAGACUUAAACUAUGGUCAGAGACUAUUUGCAUUAACCCUUAUCAAAAUCUUCUGGAACGAUAUCCUCAAGUUUGAUUAUAUCUGCAAGGAAUUAAGCGAGACAUUGCUCUUGAACUAUCUCUUCAUUCUGAAGAUCAAUGCCUAUUCAUUCAAACAGUCGCAUGUUCAAAAUCACAAGGCGUCCAUUCCAGAGCCCUUGCGUCAAAAGAUUCUCGACAUGAUUGGGGACACUAUAACCUACCUCUUCAAGUUUAAUACCAAUGUCUUUAUAAUACCGAACUACUGGAUGCUUAUCAAUGGAGUUCUCUUCACCAUUUUGCUCAACAAGAAUGUGACCAAGACAGAAGGCGAACUUGAUGAAAUACUGAAACAGUUCGAUUUGAUCAAGUACAGAAAUGAAAGUUUGAUCUUGAACAUGAGAAACGUACAACCUUCUAUAACAGACAGAGCAACUCCUAAUUCUGCUGGAAGAAGAGGGUCCUCAAUAUGGAACCAAUCCUUCGUAUCAGCUGCCGAAUCGACUGCCACCAAAAUUGAUAUUUUUGACAAUGAAGCCACAUUUAUAAACCGAAGUUCAGAUGAUAUCUUGAAGAUUAUAAGUCAAUUGGAUUCGUUAAAAUUGAACGAUGAGCUUGCCAACUUCUUGAAACCAGUUACUUCUUCCUCGGCUUUGACAUCUACUGCAAUAAAAGGUUGUCCUAAAUGGAGGACAAAUCUAAAGGUUGUACUUUAUUGGUGUAUUACCAGACAUCGCAACUCCAGAGAAUCCAGUGAAGACAUUCUCAUUAUUUGUAAUUUCCUCAAAAGAAAGGUAUUGCAAACUCUUGGCCCAACUCGGAGUUCUAGUCAGUUGAAGGCAGAAUUUGAGAGUGAAAUAUUGGACAUAAUCUAUAAUAUUGCCGACACCAACUCCUCGAAGGUAGUGAAUUAUGACCUUUAUGUUUUGAUCAAUGAGCUUUAUCAACUUAAAGUUCUUACCAUUGCAUCUUACUUAAGAAAAUUGAUUGCUUCAGGUAUAUUUUAUGUUGCUCCAGAUGCCGAAGACAAUAUCCUUAAUGACAAUUCGAACCUGCUUGUCAAGACGCAUCUUUCUAUUCUUCAGAACUUGCCAGUAAUUAACAAUAGGCAAUGUGACAGCAUUCUCAAGAAAUGGACUUCCACUGGGUUCAACUUCAAAGAAAAGUUUGAGAUGGGACAGGAGAUCUUGAAAAGAGAGCUCAUAGACAGAAUUGUCAACAACACCUUUGAUGACCAGUUCGAGUCGCAUAUUGUUUAUGUCAAAGAUCUUAAUGUUGGAUUGAAGUUCUUGCUAGUUAACUGGGUUACUAAUGAACUAAAGUCAGCUAUAACAGAAUCCCCAAAGUUGAUACACAUAAACCCAUUGAUCAUCAGCAAUCUUUUUAACUUCUACUCUAUCUGCGAUAAUUUGACCGUUUUUUUCAAAGUAUUGGUUAAGUUCAUUUUGAAGAAUGAAGGAGGAAUGAUAAUUUUCUAUUUGGAAUCACUCUACUUGAUUGCCAGAUUGAUCAUAAAGCAUUUCAAACUAGUCAAAUUCAUUGCAGGCAAUAGCUACGGCUCAAAUUCGACUGCCUACGAGCUAUUCAAAUUGAUAAUUCAGAAUUAUAAGGAUUGCAAGACAAGAGAGUUUGAUUACUUCAAAUUUGACCAAGUAUGGAACUUUAUCGACACUGCUGUAGAGAGUAAUUAUCUGUCAGACAAAAAUACCGACUCUCGUUCUAGCGGGAAAAGAAGUGGCAUAUUCAACAAGGAACAGUUUGAUUCUCCAAUGAAGAUCAAUACGCUGGAAAAUGUUAUUGCGAAAAUGGAAGAUAGAUAUACGUCAGCCGAUUUUAGAAAUGAUCUCGACUUGCUUCUCGAGUCCACAUUUCAACCUAUGGAUAGUAAUGAAGUCAGUGAAGUUGUGGCUACGUUGAAGUUGGAGUUUGAAGAAAACGAAAUGAAAUCGCACCGGAAUGUUGUACCGAAAGUAUUGGAUUUGUUGAAGUCAAACCUCACAGAAGAGUCGGAGGGCCUUGCUGCGAAACUCUUGAUUAAUUCACAAUAUCUAAUUAAAAGCGAUGAUGUCAAUGCAUUUGACAAACUAGUUCAGGAUUAUAUUUUAGAAUUGGUAAAGUCAGAUAUGGAGAUCCUUUUAGUUGCAAAGUUCUUGAAGAAAUUGAUCGUUCAUGAGAUUAUCCGGAUCAAUGAUCUUUUUGCAUUCUUCGAACCAAUUGCUGAAGACCCUGCUUUCAGAGUCAAAUUGAAGGCUUUGAUGUUUGAUCUUGUUAUUGGGUUAAGUGAUGAAGAAAGGGAGUAUCUCUCAAAUAGUCAGAUUUUGCAGCUCGAGAUAAUGAGACAGUGGUAUCGGGAAAGAUCAACUUCAUCUUUUUUGGUAUUGAUUCUCAAGGGUAUAAAAACAAUCGAGGGUUCUAUUUUUGACUGUCCAUUAAUGGAAAAGUACGGCAGUAGCAUAUUUAGGAUCUUGAAUGCCUUGAUUGUGGCCAACACCAAAUUGUUGCUGGAUGAAUUGAUAUCCAAAAUUUCAACAGAAGAUAGUAUACGCUUGCUCAGCACACUAAACAAUGAGAAUUUUACACCAAUUAACAGCCUACAAGACUUAGAAAGAAUUGCAUCAGAAGUGGAUGAGUUUAAUCUUCCUAUCUUCCAACUUCUCUUGAGGGUAUUAACAAUCAAGGAGUUGCUGCCACUUCAGGAAAAUGAGAUUCAAGAACGUUUGAAGGUAUUACUUGAAAGUUUCUUGGAAAACCUUAGUUUUGGAUUCACGCCUAUGAAUUCAUACUUUGGGGAGCUAUUCAUAUACUUACCGUGGGAAUAUGUAGUCUCAAUCUUGGGUAUGUUGGAGGACAAGUUUUUGUGUUCUACGACGUUUAAUUUUGACCAGUGGGACAACGAUAAGAGUGUACUUUCGUUGACCAAUCUGGUUGGUAAUACGAACUUACUACCAGUGUUCAACGAUUAUUUCAAGAAGUUUUCGUCAUCUUCUUCAAAUGUAGUUGAGUCAUCUUCUUCAUUCUUCCAAGCUCUUAGUAAGUUUCUAUCCAAGCUCUUGCUUAUUGUCAAUUCCGACAAUUGUUUAGAGGAUACAUUUGAAGAUACCAGCAGUGCAAUUUCGAUUUUUUUGCGGAUUUUAAUCAUCCACAAGCUUACUUUGACGAGGCUUAUUGUGACUCAAGACGGCGAGCAAUUUCAAUUCAUUAAGAAUUUGAUUCUUUUGAUAAACUCAAAGUUCAUUGCUGAAGGAAACGAGAAGUUGAGGAUCUUGUUGUACGAUUUGCUCUUGUUAAUGAAAUCGUCUGUUACAGAAGAAGUCAGCAAACAGACUGAAAAUGAAUUAUCUGAAGGAACUUCGCCUGGGUUUGGAAUGACGGCUCAGAGUCCCCCACCUGUAGAAGAUGCGAGCAAGAUAACAGAACCUUUGAGUUCGGCUCGUCCGAGUUCAGAAGCAGCAUCUUUUCAAACAAACCCAAUCUCAACAUACGACCAAGUCUCCAGUUUGUUCAAUUUGCCAGAGCCAACCGAAACGAAUCCUUUUAAGGACUAUAUCACAGAAGAUCGUGUUGAGUGUGCGCUUACACUUUCCGAGGAUGAACUUCAGAGUGGAGGAGAUAUACAUGGCUUCAACGAAAGCAACUUGGUUCUCAUUUCUUCAUCAAACGACUCGACGUUCUCCGGGGCGUUUGCUCUUAUAACCAACCCACACCAACGACCCAAGGGCCAACCGUUCAAGUUGCGCAGUUUCGAGAUUCUCGAGGGAACAAGCACAACAUCUUUGAACGACGGAUGUAUUAACUUACAACUCUUUGACUCUUAUACUACGAAAGAAAAUCCUCCAUAAACUAUAUAGAGAAUUUAAAAUUCGGGUGCAAGCUAC
Messenger RNA from Scheffersomyces stipitis CBS 6054, 5043 nucleotides. It is a transcript of the gene SRB8, whose product is annotated as Srb8p. The coding region runs from base 43 to 5007 and encodes 1654 amino acids. Lineage: Eukaryota; Fungi; Ascomycota; Pichiomycetes; Serinales; Debaryomycetaceae. The record is from RefSeq and is a predicted model, not a curated record. The transcript has a single exon. Gene Ontology annotation, biological process: regulation of transcription by RNA polymerase II. Gene Ontology annotation, cellular component: mediator complex. Gene Ontology annotation, molecular function: transcription coregulator activity.